This is a messenger RNA of Osmia bicornis bicornis, 2880 nucleotides long. RefSeq names its product Fanconi anemia group J protein homolog. The transcript is spliced from 15 exons. Gene Ontology annotation, biological process: nucleotide-excision repair; double-strand break repair involved in meiotic recombination. Gene Ontology annotation, molecular function: hydrolase activity, acting on acid anhydrides, in phosphorus-containing anhydrides; DNA helicase activity; DNA binding. Gene Ontology annotation, cellular component: nucleus. NCBI's taxonomy places the organism in Eukaryota, Metazoa, Arthropoda, Insecta, Hymenoptera, Megachilidae. Bases 25 to 2766 code for a protein of 913 amino acids. The record is from RefSeq and is a predicted model, not a curated record.
AUUCUAUCAAGUUGUUGCAUAAGAAUGAGUAACCAAAACAGAAAGAAAUUAAAGAAGUCAAAGAAAUCAUCCUGGGGGGAUAUAUCAGAAGAGGCAGAUACUACACAGAGUCUUAAUGCAUCUGUAAGCAAUACAGAAUGUACAGUUGCAUCGUGUUGUAACCAAAACUCUGACGAGGCAAUACGACACAGAUUUGAGAAAUCUACUGAUACCUCAGAGUCAGAAGAAGAUAGAAAAGAGUCAGUGUUUAAACAUUCAAAGCCAAACACUAGAAUGUUUUCUUGGUCUGACAAAAACCCAAAACCAGAAACGGAUGAAGUGAUAUGCUUGGAUUCUGAUUCUUCCGAUGAGUUUAUGCCAAAAUUAGAACAGUUUUAUCAUCAGCAAAUGAACAAAAAGUGCAAGACUUAUCAUAGAAAGCAAUUAGAGGAGAACAAUGAAACUAAAGAAGAUAUUUCACCUGAAGUAAUAAUCCAAUAUGAUAAUAUAAUAUCAGGGAUUAAAGUGAAGUUUCCUGUAAAACCAUACUCGUGUCAAAUGGCUGUGAUGAAUAAGGUCAUACAAGGAUGUACCAAAAGUGAAAACUGCCUUCUGGAGAGUCCAACAGGGACUGGAAAAACUUUGGCUCUUCUCUGCAGUGUUUUAGCAUGGCAUGAUCAUCAUAUUGCUCAAAUCGAGAAGGAAAACGGCACAAAAAUGGGCGGGGGCGAUGCUAAAUCAGUAUGUAAUGAAGGAUAUAAUGAUUUGCAUAAAAUGGGUGGGAGUACAAGUUGUAUGGAUGAAAUGGGUUUGGAAGACUUAUGUCAUGACGCGAUUAAAAAACCUUCGAAAAUUCCUAAAAUAUAUUAUGGCACUCGAACCCAUAAGCAAAUCGAGCAAGUUAUAAGAGAACUGCGAACAACAAGUUAUCAACACAAAAAAAUGACAAUUCUCAGCAGUCGGGAACAUACUUGUAUCCAGGAUUCGACGAGAAAUAAAACGGAACUCUGCAAGGACCUACUAGAUCCUGUCAAGCACAAAGGAUGUCCAUUUUAUACGGAGAAAAAGAAGGAUGAGCUUUCGAACUUCAAUGUUUUGAGUGCUUGCGGUUUAGGCCCUAUAUGGGAUAUCGAAGAAUUAGUGGAGAUAGGUAAAGAAAGAGAAGUUUGUCCUUAUUUUACCGCCAGAGAUUUAAUGAAGCACGCGGAUAUUAUCUUCUGCCCCUACAAUUACAUAAUCGAUCCCGAUAUCCGCGAAAGCAUGCAAUUAGACCUGCAGAACGAAGUGAUCAUCCUCGAUGAAGCUCACAACAUGGAGGACAUAUGUAGGGACGUAGCCAGUGUAGAUUUUCGCGAUGAUCACAUGAUGGCCGCCGCAUUCGAAUGCAAAGCACUUUCGAAACAACCAGAAAUGGACUUUUCAGUCUAUAAUAGAUUGCAACAGUAUAUUACAAAAUUAGUGACAUUUAUGAAGAGCAUCACUCUUAACUCAGUCGGUAAAACCACUGAGACUAAAACCAGUCCAUACUGGACCGGCAAAGAAUUAUUAGAAUUAUUUGACAUGCAUGGACUUGGGGAAGAGGCGUAUUAUUCAUUUUUCAUAGCCAGCACAGCAGCAAUUGCCGAUCUGAACAACAUGAAGGAGGAGGUACGGUUGAUGAAAACAUCUCAGAAACCCGUCAUUUCUUCGAAUACAAAGUUGAUACUAGAACACCUCGUGUUCUCCAUGCGGACGAUCACUUCACCGAAGUACACGGAUGAUUACAGAGCUUGCAUAAUGGAGAACAUCGUAAAAGAUUAUACAUCUUUUCAGACGAACGAGAAUACGUGGCUACCUUCCAAUAAACAGGAACACACCGCGCGAACGUUGAAACUGAUCUGUAUGAAUCCAGGUGUGAUAUUCGCGCCGUUGUCCGAGAUGGCUCGCGCUAUAAUUCUUGUAUCGGGUACCCUCGCACCGAUCGAUUCUUUCCAAAGCGAAUUGGGCACAAAAUUCCCGCACGUGCUUAACGCGGGUCACGUAAUUUCAAAGGAUCAAAUAUACGCCACCUGUCUGUCACGUGGGCCCAAUGGAAUUGUACUCAAAGCAAACUAUCAAAAUGUUAAUACUUGGACCUUUCAGGAUGAAUUAGGCUCAUUGCUGCUGCAGAUCUGUGAAACUGUACCUCACGGUAUUCUUUGUUUCUUUUCUUCGUACAACGUCCUGAAUAUACAUAUGCAGAGAUGGAAACACACCUCGGUUUGGGAUACGAUCGGCAGGAUUAAAGAGGUGUUCGUAGAACCACGCUAUGGGGGUGAUCUCGGGGAUAUCAUGAGGGACUAUCGGCAAGUAAUAGAAGAUACAUCCGCUGGUCCAUCAGGGGGCAUCAGCGGCGCCUUGCUUUUAGCUGUUUUUCGAGGCAAAGUGGCAGAGGGAAUUGAUUUUAAGGACAACGAAUCUCGUUGCGUUUUAUCGAUAGGAAUACCGUACACGGUUCGAAAUGAUCCUAUCGUCGAUAUGAAGUAUAAGUAUAAUGACGCUAAUACCUCGAAAGGUUUGUUAUCCGGUUAUCAGUGGUAUUCCAUACAAGCAUUCAGAGCUUUAAAUCAAGCCUUAGGACGCUGUCUGAGACACGUUAAUGAUUGGGGAGCAGUGAUAUUAGUGGACGAAAGGUUUCUGAUGAAAUCAUAUAAAGAGAAUCUUCCAAAAUGGGUUAAAACAAUGAUGGUUAAUCCAAGUAACUGUAAUCUUAAGGAAGAACUUCGUAAUUUCGUGGCACAUCGGAAGAAGAACGAACGGAAAAGCUAGCCAAACCACAGUAGUUUAAGUUAAUUAAUAAUUUUUAAAUUAUGCUGGAAUCAUUUACUAUAAAAGAGUUUUAUAAAUAGUUUCUUAAUCAGUAUAAAUGUACAGAUAUCUAAC